Molecule: messenger RNA, 873 nt
Organism: Blepharisma stoltei
Lineage: Eukaryota; Ciliophora; Heterotrichea; Heterotrichida; Blepharismidae
Source: the annotation of a GenBank genome assembly
AUGAUUGUAAAAUGCGAAGAAGGAGAAGACAAUCAGAAAUCUCAUUUUGACUUAAAAUAUCUAUAUAACAUAUUCCCUAAGCAUGGAGUAUCAAAGUUCCAAAUUUAUAACAUCGAAACAAAAUCAAAAAAGCAGAUCUUAAUUGAAACUUUAACUCCAAUGAGCCUAGUUCCAUGCAUAGUUCUUCUCCCACACUCUGAACUAUUUUGCUUUGGGAAAUAUAUAGAAAAUAAAGAAAUUGGCGCUUUUACCUAUCCAAGAAGACAAACAGAGAUAAAUUCUUCUGGGAUGAUUUGCAUAAUUGAUCUAAAAACUUAUAAAAUAAAAAGAAAAUUGCCAAACAACAGUAUACACAACUCUAAUAUCGGUGCUAUGUACCACAACAAUUGUGUCUUUGCAUUUGGAGGAUAUAAUGGGAAUGAUUUUUUGGCUAAUGCAGAGAAAUUUGAUUUGCUUAAAAAUAGAUGAAUUAAGCUUCCUCAAAUUCCAGAAAAAUCAACAUUUUGUUCAUGCAUAGCUUUAAAAGAUUCUGCUUUAAUUUGUGGGAAAGAACAUGAAAAUCUAUUUAAAUACGAUUUUUUUACUAAUAGCUAUUCAGAAAUUCCUGGUAUGAGGCUAAAUCGAUAUGAAGCAAAGAUGCUGGUUUCAUCAGGAUUAAGAUUAUACAUAAUUGAGUCAGUUGGAAGAAUUUGACAAAGCGAAGAAGGGAAUGAAUACAGCUGAAAUGUUGUUUGUCUAACAAUUUUAAAAUUGCAUUUUAAUUAUUACUUUUACACAUAUUAUGAAGGCUCGUUUUUUAUUAGCACAAAUUAUCAAGAUGAUGCUAUGUAUUACAAGUUUGAUUUAAAUGAAAAAAAGUUUGGAUUACUAUAA